AUGAUAGCAUCCCAAGACAACCAUGACAACUUCGCAAAGGUGACACCACAACCCGGAAACUGCUGCGACAUCACCAGUGACGCGUCUGCCGAAAGGCCAACUGGGCACCACAGAGGGGGAGAGGAGGAGAUCACAAUGAGCGGACAGCCAGCCCGGAGAAGGCGAGGGCAUUCGCUAGCAAGCACCAAGACCGUGCUUCUUUCUUUAUUAUCAGCAUCACCAACUGCCAUGGCCGCCUGCAUUUCACUGCAAGGAUCUAAAGCUUGUCCGGCCUGGCAGUCAGCUUCCAUUACAACUUCCAAUGGUCGUCUGAACGGUAUCUUUCGUUUCUUAUCAUUCGUUUCUAGCACCGAGACUUUCGAUCAACGCUUAUUGACUUUUGUGCAAUCGGACUAUGUCCAAGAAAAAUAUCAAACCCUGCUUGGUUGCGGGGAUUUUGAUCUCACCAACACCACCGAGCUCUACGCGCGUUUCACAACUACUGUAAUAUGUAAUACUAUCGUGCAAGAAUCGAUAGCAGAUUGCAGUCUCGCCCCCGAAGACUCUCGACCUGUGUGCGCGGAAACAUGCUCACAAUUUGCCGAGGCCGAGACGUACGUUGUCAGUGACAACACGCUCUGUCCCAACCCCGGUAGGAACGCAAAGGAGCAGAUCAGAGCCGACUUUACGGACUGCUCAUCGCCUGACAAUGCGCUUUCCGGACGCUCCUGUAUCCAGGGUAUCGCCAACGAGCCCGAGAACUGCGGGUAUGGUAGUAGCACCAUUGGUCUGUGUUGGUACUGCGCUAAGGGCGGCAUCAACUCGACCGAUAGUUGCUGCUACAACUCGAAUGCCGAUUCGAGGUGUGCUGGCGUCGUUUUGCCCUCGAUCACACCUACCUUUGUACUUCCCACAAACACAGCACUGCCGCCCUCGAACGAGCAAAACGACGCUGAGAAGACCGGGCUAGGAGGGGGACCCAUCGCUGGAAUUGUGAUUGGAUCGAUUGGCGGUGCUGCGCUGUUGGCAUUGGGCAUCUUCCUCUGUUGGCGGCGGCGUAGGCAGAGGCAGGGAAGCCAGAGCGGAAGCGUCUUCAAUCAACCAUCGCCUGCUAGGAAAGGGCCGGCCGUUCCUCAAAUGGCUCAGCCAGGAACACCAGGACAGCCAGGUGUGCCGCCGGGCUUUGAGGCUCUACCGGGCGGUAGAAUAGCCCGGAUGUCGGCACUCGAGGGACACUCGGCCGAUGCACCAUCACACCACGUUGGCCGAGAUAUCGCCACAGCCACGUCUGCCGGCUACAGUAGGAGGAGCGACAGAAGAAGAGGCGACGAUCAUUCCUCCUCUGACGGGUUUGGGUCCAGCCCAGAAUCAGACCGCGGCACGGGGAUUGGAGUUCUCAGACCUCCGCCAACUGCUCUCAGGAGGAAUGGUUCGCUCUCUAGCAGCUCGGUGCUGAAUAGUGAUGAGCCGCACUCCCCAACUAGUGGUGGGAUGUCCUCUCCCCAAGGUAUGGCCAGCCAGCAGUCCGAGCAGCUGCCAUUCUUCAGAGACUACUAUUCGCAAGACGAAAUUCACCCUGGCGAUAGGGUGGCUGUGCUGUGGGCAUAUCAACCGCGUGCCCCUGACGAGUUCACUUUGGACCGCGGGCAUAUGCUCAAGGUUGUGGGUAUUUGGGACGAUGGGUGGGCGACGGGUAUUCUGUUGGACGAGAGAGCGGAGGAGUGGGAGGCUCGCAGGAAUGCUCAGCGAGACAGCGGGGUCUCGAACACAUCUGGCAGAGUGGCAUCGACUUCUCCACCAGCGAACGGUGAAAUCAAGGCGUUCCCCCUCGUGUGUGUCUGCCUGCCAGAGCAUUGGAGACGGACGAUCGAGGGCGAUGGGUCUACCGAGACGGGAUCUAGCAGCCACCCGCUGACGACAACAACUGGGUCCUGA
This is a messenger RNA of Podospora anserina S mat+, 1914 nucleotides long. RefSeq lists its product as uncharacterized. NCBI's taxonomy places the organism in Eukaryota, Fungi, Ascomycota, Sordariomycetes, Sordariales, Podosporaceae. The transcript is spliced from 4 exons. The coding region runs from base 1 to 1914 and encodes 637 amino acids. Gene Ontology annotation, molecular function: protein binding. The record is from RefSeq and is a predicted model, not a curated record.